AUGGAGUUUCCCGAGACAACAAGAUUGCGGUUCUACAAUGGCGAGGCGCUAAGCGAUCAAAUCGAUUUUAUCGACUACCAGUGCACCCCGACGGAUGUUGCGAGCGUCUGGACUAGCAUCCUCACGUACUGGUUUCCGCCCGAUGAAGGAUACCAAAUCCGCCUAAACCAUACUGAGGCAUGGGUGGAGGUGUAUGUGAUUCGAGUCGCGAGUCGUCCCCGUGAAACCGAAGUCUCUUUCAGCCCGAUUUUCGUCAUCCGCUGCUACGGUUGCCGGCGUGAUGUCCCCAUAAUGCCGUUAUGGCCUCAGACCAUGGCUGACAAUGACAUCAUUUCCCCCGGAUAG
Messenger RNA from Penicillium cataractarum, 345 nucleotides. RefSeq lists its product as uncharacterized. NCBI's taxonomy places the organism in Eukaryota, Fungi, Ascomycota, Eurotiomycetes, Eurotiales, Aspergillaceae. The record is from RefSeq and is a predicted model, not a curated record. Bases 1 to 345 code for a protein of 114 amino acids. The transcript has 2 exons.